This is a messenger RNA of Plasmopara halstedii, 270 nucleotides long. RefSeq lists its product as uncharacterized. NCBI's taxonomy places the organism in Eukaryota, Oomycota, Peronosporomycetes, Peronosporales, Peronosporaceae. Bases 1 to 270 code for a protein of 89 amino acids. The record is from RefSeq and is a predicted model, not a curated record. The transcript is spliced from 2 exons.
AUGUAUUCAAUUACUGUGAGAGAGGUGCUAGUUAAGAAUCGAUAUAUGCGAUCUUUUUUGAGUCGUAUCAGAAGCCAUUACUAUCAUAGCAUUUACAUCUUUAGCGCAAUGAUAAACUUGUCUGAGAUUCGCAUACAGCUUGUGACCUUUCAUAUCCUGAUGUACCAAACGAACGUGAUCGAGACAAACAAACUUCCACGGCGGUCUGUUUCAGAUCUGAUGCAGCGUAUUGUGCCCACAGCACGACAGCGCCAAAGUCGGUGCAAUUAA